AUUGAUUGCAGCUGAAUACCAAUCUAAGACUACUGAAUUUUGAGCCUUCGUCGAUAAACGUUAUAAAUCUAAGGACACAUACAUGGAGAUAAAAGUAUGUGUCUGUAUAGGGCCAAACUGUUUUUUUAUCCAAGAUCUUUUUUAAGUUUGACCGUGUAGCUGGAACUCGACAUGCAUUAUGGAACAGUAACAGGAUCCUGAAUACGAUCGGUGUGCGUUAUCGACCAGUAUUAAUUUACAACUGUUUAUCUUUUUGAAUCGCUUGCGUUUGCGCCACUUCGUCUUUGACUCUCAGAUUACUCGGACUAUAAAAUCAAUAGCAACAUGUUGGGAAAAGCUAAACCGAUACUUUACGGAGAUGUGGCGUCGCCGCCAGUGCGAUUCGCCAUGAUGACAGCGUCUAUAUUGAACAUCGAUUAUGACUUCCACAACAUUGAUCUAUUUAAGGCGGAGAACAACACGGAUUCUUACAAGAAGAUAAAUCCCCUGAAGAAAGUACCAGCAUUGUCCGUAAAUGGAGAGUUCAUUCGCGACAGUCACGCUAUAGCGCUGUAUUUCUGCAGAAACAGUGGCAAUCAAGAGUUGUACCCCGAAGACAGUAUUCUAAGAGCAAAAAUAGACGAAUGGCUGUAUUUUGAUGCGGGAGUUAUGUUUCCAAUCGAUAGCGCUAUAUUUACAGAAUAUUUUGCUGGUAAAUGGCCAGCUGAUGAGGCUAAGGUUAAGAAUUGGUAUUUGUCGUUGGAUCAUUUAGAACACACAUUGGGUACACAGAAAUGGCUUACAGGUGACAAGAUACGACUGUGUGAUAUCUGCUGUGCAGCUUCAGUAAGCUCUCUCGAGAUAUUGGUGCCACUUUCCGAACAACAUAAUAAAGUAAAAGAGUGGCUCGAGUCUUUAAAAUCCCUCCCUUGUUUUGAAAUAAACACUCGGGGCUUACAACGGUUACAAGGAUUUGUCAGAAAGGUUGUGUCUUAGCGUUCGGUUAAGAUUUGAUUAAUUGGUUGAUGUGCAUUGUAUUAAACAAUUGAUAAAGUAAA
Molecule: messenger RNA, 1037 nt
Organism: Helicoverpa zea (corn earworm)
Lineage: Eukaryota; Metazoa; Arthropoda; Insecta; Lepidoptera; Noctuidae
Product: glutathione S-transferase 1-like
Exons: 5
Coding region: 325-975 (216 amino acids)
Biological process (GO): glutathione metabolic process
Molecular function (GO): glutathione transferase activity
Source: RefSeq, a predicted model, not a curated record